GUCACUAGUCAGAUUGCCUGUACUUUGGUUGUGUGAACUCGAGAGUCGAUCUAGGGUAUAGUUUGUUAAAUGUCUUGUUAAAUUUUGUGUUAACCAGAUUUUUCUUUUUUGCAAACUGCUGCUUUAGUAAAUUGGGUGUUGCAGUGUUGGCGCGGCGGCGGCAUGACCGACGUGACGAUGGUUGACGCCAACCACCGAGCCAACGGUGCGGGUGCGGCACAUGAUAGAGUGGCCAUCCUGGACGCAGGUGCGCAGUAUGGCAAGGUCAUUGACCGCAAGGUGCGGGAGCUGUGUGUGGAGAGUGAGAUCUUGCCCCUGGAUACUCCUGCGUUCACACUGAAGGAGAAAGGAUACAAGGCUAUUAUUAUAUCCGGAGGACCAAACUCGGUUUAUGCAGAGGAUGCUCCAAGGUACGACGCUGAUAUUUUCAGGAUAGGAAUUCCAGUUUUAGGUAUCUGUUACGGAAUGCAGAUGAUGAACAAGGAGUUUGGUGGACAAGUCAUUAGAAAAGAUGGCAGAGAAGACGGUCAGUUUGUUAUAGAUGUGGACCCUAAAUGUAUUUUGUUCAAGGGUCUGGAUAAGUCACAAUCAGUGCUAUUGACACAUGGGGACAGCAUAGAGAAGGUUGCAGAGACGUUUAGAGUGAUUGCACAAUCGCGCAACUUCAUCACAGGAAUUGCCAACGACAAGCUACGGCUCUACGGGCUGCAGUUUCACCCUGAGGUGGACUUGACCACUAACGGCAAGGCGAUGCUCAAGUCCUUCCUGUUCGAUGUGGCCAGUCUCACACCUAACUACACCAUGGAGAGUAGAGAGGCCGCAUGUAUUCGCUACAUCAAGGAGGCUGUCGGCACCAACAAAGUUCUGCUGAUGAUCAGUGGAGGUGUAGACUCAACCGUCUGUGCAAUGCUGCUCAAGAAGGCUCUGCCUGAAACUGACAUAAUCGCAGUCCACAUAGACAAUGGCUUCAUGCGCAAGAAUGAGAGCCAAACCGUUGAACAGCUGCUCACAAAACAAGGCAUCAAUAUACAAGUGAUAAAAGCAGGACACCAGUUCCUACACGGGACGACGUCAGUGCCGUUGGACAGUAAGGAGCCCAACGCCAGGACCAGAGUGACCAAGAUGUUGUGUAUGACAGCAAACCCUGAGGAGAAAAGGAAGAUCAUAGGGGAUGUAUUUGUGGAGGUGGCGAAUGAGGUGAUAAGUAACCUGAAGCUGAACACGGAGGAGGUGCUACUGGCACAAGGUACCCUGAGGCCUGACCUGAUAGAGUCUGCAUCACAUCUGGCCAGCGGUAAGGCCGAUGUCAUCAAGACACACCACAAUGACAGUCAACUGAUCCGAGCCCUGCGUGACCAGGGACAUGUCGUCGAGCCACUAAAGGACUUUCACAAGGACGAGGUACGAAAACUAGGACGGGACCUGGGGCUUCCAGCUGAUUUGGUGAUGAGGCACCCGUUCCCGGGACCUGGACUGGCGAUUCGGGUCUUGUGUGGUGAAGAGCCGUUCAUGGAGCGGGAUUUUGCUGAGACCCAAGUUGUUGUAAAAAUCAUCGCAGAGUACGACCAAAUGUUACAAAAAAAACAUGCACUGCUCAACCGAGUGGAGAGUGCAACAAGUGAGGAGGACAGAACGGAACUGAAACGAGUAUCAAGCAGACAACACCUGGCCGCCACAUUACUACCCAUCCGCAGUGUAGGUGUACAGGGUGAUUGCCGGAGUUAUAGUUACGUAGUGGGUAUAUCCUGUGAUCGAAAAGAGCCAAACUGGGAAGACCUGAUGUUCCUGGCUCACCUGAUCCCGCGGGUGUGUCACAACGUGAACCGGGUGUGUUACAUUGCAGGAGACCUGGUGCGUGACCAGAUCCUGGACAUCACCCCCACCUUCCUCACCUCGAUCGUGCUGGCCACGGCUCGGCAGGUGGACCAUGUCGCAACACAGGUUCUAGUAACAACCAAAACCGCACACCUGAUCAGCCAGAUGCCUGUAGUGCUGAUACCCAUCCACUUCGACCGAGACACAGUGACCAGAGGCCCGUCCUGCCAGCGGUCUGUAGUCCUCAGACCCUUUAAGACUCAGGACUUCAUGACUGGUGCUCCUGCCAUUCCCGGCAAAGACCUGCCCAUUGAAGUUGUAAACAAGAUGUUCUCCGAAGUGGCCAGUGUACAGGGGAUCUCAAGAGUGCUGUACGAUCUAACGUCCAAGCCUCCGGGUACUACGGAGUGGGAAUGAUGGCCGACCACACCCUAGACUCCGGUUGUCAGUGUUGCCAACGGACAUCAAUAACAGUGUUUUGUGUUAAAGUGUUGGACUCACUGUUUCUCCUCACUUCUGUCUUGAGGUUUGGUGACAGCAUUCCGUACACCAACUUGCAGUUAUCAAUGGUUUAUAGAUAAUUCACUGACUGACUGUAUUAUUUUAUUAAUAAAGCUUGUUUUACCAUAGUUUAGCGAGUGAAUGCUCCAGCCCGUGCGCCACUGCGGUACAAAUAUUUUUUUAAUUGUAAAUUUUAAUAUAUAAAAUUUCUCAUUUUCUCUGUUGCUAAUUUUUAAUUCUAAAUCAUCGGAUAAGAAAUGUUAAUAUUAACUUUAAACAUUCUAUUUAUAUUUUACUAUUUAUAUUUAAUUUACGAAAUAAAUUUUAAUACAGCAAAAUCUGUCAUAUUUCUUUUCUGUUUAUGUUUUUAAGAGGCAGUUUUUGCUGUAUUAAUAUUUUGAUUGGUUGCAAAUUAUGGUUUGUGUAUUCUUUAACAAAAACCUUGAAAUAUUUUCAAGCAAUGUUUAUAUAUGUAUUUUUUAUACAGCUGCUAUGUUUCUACUUUAAGAGACUUGUAUUUUGUUUUUAUAGAUUACUGGAAUUGUAAAGAUUAUUAAAUGAAACAGUAGAACUCAAUAAUAGUGGAGAUUGUAAUAAAUUAUUUUCAUGCGA
Homalodisca vitripennis (glassy-winged sharpshooter) is the source of this 2928-nucleotide messenger RNA. RefSeq names its product GMP synthase [glutamine-hydrolyzing] (gene bur). NCBI's taxonomy places the organism in Eukaryota, Metazoa, Arthropoda, Insecta, Hemiptera, Cicadellidae. Bases 163 to 2232 code for a protein of 689 amino acids. Gene Ontology annotation, molecular function: ATP binding; GMP synthase activity; GMP synthase (glutamine-hydrolyzing) activity. Gene Ontology annotation, biological process: GMP biosynthetic process. The transcript has 14 exons. The record is from RefSeq and is a predicted model, not a curated record. Gene Ontology annotation, cellular component: cytosol.